AGAUGCUGAGGCAAUUAUCCUAUUUGUUAGGCUUAUUAAUUUUUCCAAGUGUACAAGGAGGAAUUGGGUUCAAUUCAAAGGAUCAGUCGUUCUGUGUUCUCCAAGAUGAACCAAGACAGUGUGGCUCCUUUUGCCUGGCCGCACUCAACCCGCUUUUCGACCAUUCCCGCAAUAUCCGAAAAAGGUUGGAUGAAAUCGAGGCUGGGCUGAAGGCCGGAUUCGAUUCGAGACUCAAGCAGGAACUCAUCACAAAAGAAGACUUCGCGAAUUCAAUUCAGGCUCUGCAGACCAAGCUGGAUGCGAGAUUGGACAGAAUGGAGGGACUUAGGACGAUACAAAUCACAGCCGAUGCCAACGAUGAACAUAAAAGUCAAGUAAAUACUUUGAAAGAUACUAUAAAAGACUUGCAGAAUAAGCUAAAAAUAUCCGAAGGUCAAACCAAAAGCAAAGAAGACAUUUUAAAAGUGAAAGAGGAGGACCUUAAAAAUAGAGAUGAACAAAUCUCGACCCUUACGACUCAAAUUCAAGCGCUUGAGAACACAAAAUCAGAACUAUCUAGUCAGCUUUCGGAAUACCAAAUAAAACUCAGGGAAAUGGAACCAUUUAAGGUGUCAUGUGCAUCGUCUCCACGUGGUUGGACUGUAAUUCAGAGACGCAUUGACGGAUCCGUGAACUUCAAUAGAACCUGGAAUGACUAUAAAUCUGGAUUUGGGAAUGUCAGUGGAGAAUUCUUCAUCGGGCUGGAAAAAUUGCAUCGGAUGACUGAGGCACGACCCCACGAACUCUACAUUAAACUUGGGAUGGUUAAUGGAUCCACCAGCUACGCUCGUUAUGAUGACUUUAAGAUUGGGAGUGAGAAGGAAAACUACAAGUUGAAGAAUCUAGGGAAAUAUUCUGGUGAAGCCGGAGACUCCCUUACAUACAGUAAGAACCAAAAGUUUUCCACAUUUGAUCGGGAUAAUGGCAAUAUCUUUGAUUUCAAUUGUGCCUUUAGAGAUGGUGCAUGGUGGCACAAAUACUGUCCACAUAGUAUGCUCAAUGGAAAAUACUUCAAAGAUGGCAAAGGUCGUGGCGGAAUUCAUUGGAACUCAUGGAAUAUAUAUUGGUAUGAAUCACUUACCUUUGUCGAAAUGAUGAUAAGGCCCAAGUCCUUAUAA
Messenger RNA from Drosophila rhopaloa, 1157 nucleotides. RefSeq names its product fibrinogen-like protein 1. Lineage: Eukaryota; Metazoa; Arthropoda; Insecta; Diptera; Drosophilidae. The coding region runs from base 3 to 1157 and encodes 384 amino acids. The transcript is spliced from 3 exons. The record is from RefSeq and is a predicted model, not a curated record.